Messenger RNA from Trematosphaeria pertusa, 2411 nucleotides. RefSeq names its product PARP-domain-containing protein. The coding region runs from base 72 to 2096 and encodes 674 amino acids. The transcript is spliced from 5 exons. The record is from RefSeq and is a predicted model, not a curated record. Gene Ontology annotation, molecular function: NAD+ poly-ADP-ribosyltransferase activity. NCBI's taxonomy places the organism in Eukaryota, Fungi, Ascomycota, Dothideomycetes, Pleosporales, Trematosphaeriaceae.
CUUCACCACUCACCCUUCAACUGUCGUACUGGUUUCUGAUUCCUCCACUUCCUCAUUCAUUGCAGGCUGCAAUGCCUCCCCGCAAGGCAACCAAGAAGGCCGCUGCGCCGCUUGACGGCUACAUUGUGGCCAUCAGUGGCUCAAUCUCCGGCACCACCCAAUCCGCUCUGCAGGACCGUAUCACCUCGCUAGGCGGGACUUUCGCAAAAACGGUCAAUUCCAACACGUUCUACGUUAUCGCGACAGAGAAAGAGGUCGAGAAGAAUACGACCAAGGUUAAAGCAGCGAUAGCCAAUGACGUGCCCAUCGUCAGUAUCGAUUGGCUUGACGAUUGCGAAUCAUCCAAUGCCCUGGCAGACCACACGGCGUACCUUCUCUCGCCUGCUGCCGGCCAGAAACAGUCCAAUGGCUCAAAGAAGCGGGCCGCUUCACCCAGUCUCUCUCAAGCUGCAGCUCCGGUGGCCUCACAACCGCCGAAGAAGCAGAAGAAGAGCGAGGCACCCAAGCCCGAGGCCAAGAUUGGUGACGGCCAGAACGCGAAGUCUUCCAGGAUUCUAAUCCCUCUGGACGAGUACUGCCCCCUCUCCGACUAUCAGGUACACGUCGAUGGCGAUGGCAUGAUCUGGGAUGCGUCGUUGAAUCAGACCAAUGCGACCGCGAACAACAACAAGUUCUAUCGCAUUCAGCUUCUGCGCCACCCUGCGCGCAUGGAGUACAAGACUUGGACCCGAUGGGGCCGUGUCGGCGAGCGAGGUCAGAACGCUAUUCUGGGCAACGGCUCACUGGAUGACGCUAUCAAAAAAUUCGAGGCGAAGUUCCUGGGAAAGUCUGGCCUGAAGUGGGCUGACCGUGCGGAGAACCCGAAGACUGGCAAAUAUGCUUACAUCGAGAAGAGCUACAAUCCAGACUCCGAAGACGAGGAGCAAAAUGAUGACGAUGGGCAAGUCGCUGACGCGAAGGGUGAAGCCAGGCGCGGCUCUGUUAAAUGCGCCCUUGACCCCCCCUCGCAGCAGCUCAUGCAGCUGAUCUUCAACCAGCAAUACUUUGCUGCUACCAUGACGGCUCUGAACUACGACGCGAACAAGCUGCCCCUCGGCAAGCUCAGCAAGGCCACCAUCAACCGCGGCUUCCAGGCCCUAAAAGAUCUGGGAGCCCUACUGGACGAUCACACGCUGGCUUCAUCGGAAUACGGGAUGUCCGUUCCGGACGCCACAGAGCAACUCUCGAACCGCUACUACUCGCUCAUUCCUCAUGCGUUCGGCCGUAAUCGUCCCCCAGUCAUACGGAGCAAUGAUGUCCUUAGGAAGGAAAUCGAGCUACUCGAGAGCUUGGGCGACAUGAAGGACGCAGCUGCGUUGAUGAAGAGCAACCUCAAGGACGAUAGCGACAUCCAUCCUCUCGAUCGCCAGUUCCAGGGUCUGGGUCUGGACGAGAUGGAAGUUCUGGACCCGAGGAGCCAAGAGUUUACCGAGCUGUCUGACUAUCUCAUCAACAGCAAGGGUGACACUCACUACAUGAACUACUCGGUCGAGAAUAUCUUCCGCAUCAGCCGCAAAGGAGAGGUUGAGCGCUUUGAGCAGAGCCCCUACGCCAAGGUCCCGAGCAAUCGUCGCCUUUUAUGGCAUGGUUCCCGUGUCACCAAUUUCGGUGGUAUCCUAGGCCAGGGUCUGAGGAUCGCUCCGCCGGAAGCCCCCGUUUCUGGCUACAUGUUCGGCAAGGGCAUAUAUCUGGCGGAUAUGUCCUCGAAGUCCGCCAACUACUGCUGCUCUCACAACUCGGGUGGUACGGCUCUACUUUUGCUCUGUGAAGCUGAGCUCGGAAAUCCGCUACAAGAGCUUUUGGGCGCCUCAUAUACUGCUGGUGAGGAUGCCAAAGCCAAGGGUAUGUGGAGUACGUGGGGCAAGGGUCGUACCGGGCCAAGCCAGUGGAAGGACGCAAAAUGCGUGCACCAGUCGUUGGCUGGAGUCAUGAUGCCCGACGUCUCGAUCAAGCCGGGUGACGCUGGCGUGUAUGGGGCAUCGCUAUACUACAACGAGUAUAUCUGCUACGACGUCGCGCAAGUACGCCUUCGCUACCUCUUGCGCGUUCGUAUGUGAACCUUGCGGCCGUGGACAUCGCCCCGGCAAGGAUGCUACAUUCCAUCAAUGUAGCGAGAGACUGUGUAUGGUCUCGCACUGGCGUUUCCGGAAUGGAUAUUUGCUCCACCAGGGAGACGGAGGUGGUUAGCAAAAAGCGUUAUGCAUCAGCAUGUUCUCUAGCAUAGCAAAUGGAGUCUCCAUUUCCCCAUAAUCAACGGCUUCAGACUUCGCAGGCUAGGGCAACCACCUGCCGGGUGUCUCAACGAUGCUCUGGAACAUCAAUGUUUCUACGGAUCCAGACUAUGCUCAUCCAUGGCAGGAGACACACGGUCG